This is a messenger RNA of Lachancea fermentati, 432 nucleotides long. The record is from the annotation of a GenBank genome assembly. Lineage: Eukaryota; Fungi; Ascomycota; Saccharomycetes; Saccharomycetales; Saccharomycetaceae.
AUGGAUAAACCUCUAUGGUAUCGGUGGCUGAAGGUUUAUGUUAUGGGUGGAGCUGUUAUCGGAACGGGUGUUUUAUUAUUUAAAUACACUACACCAACCGAUGAGGAACUGAUUAAAUCCUUGUCACCAGAACUGAGGUUGCAAUAUGAAAGAGAACGUAAAUUACGGCAAGCCGAGCAACAGGAGUUGAUGAAGAUUGUCCAGCAAACUGCCAAAAGUGACGAUCCUAUUUGGAAAACUGGAUCAAUCCAAUCACCAUGGGACAGAAGUGGAGCAGAAACUUCAAAGGAGCAGUUUCAAAGAGUUAAAGCCGAUCAGAUCCAAAAAGAAGAGCUGCAAAGAAUUAGAGAAGAACUACAGCAAAUUCGAGAAAAUAGUGCAUCAAAGACAAAGGAGGUCAUGGAGAAUCGUAAGUGGUGGAAAUUCUGGUGA